Messenger RNA from Merops nubicus (carmine bee-eater), 1074 nucleotides. RefSeq names its product solute carrier family 35, member G1 (gene SLC35G1). The coding region runs from base 1 to 1074 and encodes 357 amino acids. The transcript is spliced from 4 exons. NCBI's taxonomy places the organism in Eukaryota, Metazoa, Chordata, Aves, Coraciiformes, Meropidae. Gene Ontology annotation, biological process: regulation of cytosolic calcium ion concentration; calcium ion export across plasma membrane. Gene Ontology annotation, cellular component: endoplasmic reticulum membrane; plasma membrane. The record is from RefSeq and is a predicted model, not a curated record.
AUGGAGUUCUUGCUCUUAUCUUUAGAGAGUGUUGUAGAAGAAAAGAUAACUCCCAAUGUUUUAUGCAGACAGAAAGAAAACAGGUUUGGGGGAAAGGCUGCUCCUCUUCUGCAGCAAAGCAAUAAGAAAGAAGGAACAAAGAAGAAAGCUGCAUGUCCAGGACUUGGUCUAUUUUAUACCGUACUGUCUGCCUUCCUUUUCUCAGUGGCCUCUUUAUUUCUUAAAAAAAUAGAAGAUGUACAUUCAGUGGAAGUGAGUGCAUUUCGAUGUGUUUUCCAAAUGGCAUUCAUUCUUCCUGGUUUAAUAUACUACAAAACAGGGUUUUUGGGACCAAAAGGUAAAAGAAUUUUUCUUUUCUUCCGAGGAUUCCUUGGCUCUAGUGCAAUGAUUCUCCUCUACUAUGCUUUCCAAGUCAUGCCACUAGCUGAUGCCACUGUUAUAACUUUUAGCAGUCCUGUUUUUACAUCAUUGCUGGCAUGGAUCUUUCUUAAAGAGAAAUACAGUGUUUGGGAUCUUCUGUUUACCCUCUUCGCAAUCACUGGAGUGGUUCUUAUUGCCAGACCACCAUUUCUGUUUGGGUCAAACGUUACGGGGAUCGAAGGAAGUUACACAGACCACCUUAAAGGAACUAUAGCAGCAAUUGCAAGCACAGUAUCUGGAGCUUCAACUUUUGUUAUUAUAAGGAAGGUGGGAAAAUCUGUACAUUACUUUUUGUCAAUUUGGUAUUAUGCAGUCAUUGGUUUAAUUGGUUGUGUUAUAGCAUUGUUUGUUAUGAACGAGUGGCGAUUGCCAUAUUGUGGUAAAGAUCGAGUUCUUCUCAUAUUAAUAGGCUUGUUAGGGCUGGGAGGUCAGAUAUUUCUCACAAAAGCAUUACAGAUAGAGAAAGCUGGACCUGUAGCCAUAAUGAAAACAAUGGAUGUGGUGUUUGCCUUUAUUUUACAAAUUAUUUUUCUCAAUCAUCUACCAACUUGGUGGACUGUGGGUGGUGCCCUUUGUGUAGUAGCUAGUAGUUCUGGAACUGCCUUUCGAAAGUGGCGACAGAGCUUGAAAAAAGCCAAACAAAACGAAAUCUGA